Molecule: messenger RNA, 777 nt
Organism: Chenopodium quinoa (quinoa)
Lineage: Eukaryota; Viridiplantae; Streptophyta; Magnoliopsida; Caryophyllales; Amaranthaceae
Exons: 1
Coding region: 1-777 (258 amino acids)
Molecular function (GO): nucleic acid binding
Source: RefSeq, a predicted model, not a curated record
AUGGCAGUUCAGUCAAAAAGAUUCAAGCUCAAGGCAAUGUUCAUGGCAUUGAUAGGGAAGCCAUUAUAUGGCAUAAAUGGAGAACUUUUACAUGAUGGGAAAUAUGGCAUCUUCCCAUUCACUGUCCAGCAAGUAGCACAGAAAUCAAGCAAGAAAAGGACAAGAGGGACUUUGGAAACAAAGGCACUCCAGAAUAUAAACAGAGAAGUUAUCAGGGAGAUGCUGCUUACAAAAGUUAUCCCAGCCAUCAAGUCAAAGUGGCCAGAAAGUCUGGCCAAGGAUGUGGUAAUUCAAUGGGACAAUGCAAGGCCUCACAAAGUUCCAAGGGAUGCAGAGUUCAUUGAAGCUACUACCACAAAUGGCUUCAACAUUCAAUUUAUUUUUCAGCCAGCACAAUCACCUGAUUUGAAUGUGCUUGAUUUAGCGCUGUUUAGGUCUAUACAAUCAUUGCAAUAUCAGUCUUUUUUUACAGACUUAGAUGAGCUAGUUCAAAAGGUGAAAGACUCUUAUGACACAUUCGAUCCAGAGGUUAACAAGUACAUCUGGGUUACUUUGCAAAAUUGCAUGAUUAAAAUACUGAAGGCAGAAGGUGGUAACAAGUACAAGAUUCCACAUAUGAACAAGAAAAAGCUUGAGAAUAUUGGCUUUCUACCGGAAAUAGUUGUAGUCCAGAAGGAGGUAGUAGUGGAGGCUGUGGAGUAUCUAAACACUAUGUUUAGGCCAGCUAAUCAGGGCAAUGAAGAAGUCACAGAAGAAUUGGAGGUGGAUGCAGAUUAG